This is a messenger RNA of Peronospora farinosa, 1173 nucleotides long. The record is from the annotation of a GenBank genome assembly. Lineage: Eukaryota; Oomycota; Peronosporomycetes; Peronosporales; Peronosporaceae.
AUGCCGCCAAAGGGAAAGAAGAAUGAAGAGUCGACACGCACGUACUUAGGUCGUCCAGGUAACAACGUUAAGAUCGGUAUUGUGGGUGUCCCCAAUGUGGGCAAAAGCACGUUCUUCAAUUGUCUAUCAAAGUUGCACAUUCCAGCUGAAAACUUUCCAUUUUGCACGAUUGACCCCAAUGAUGCUGUGGUGCCACUGCCCGACCAGCGUUUCAAUUGGCUCGUGAACAAGUAUCAGCCCACUAGCGUCGUGCCGCCCGUGAUCUCUAUUACGGACAUUGCUGGUCUCGUCCGUGGUGCUGCUGAAGGUGCCGGUCUGGGAAACGCUUUCUUGUCGCAUAUCCAGGCCGUGGAUGCCAUUUACCAUAUGGUGCGUGCUUUUGACUCGACCGAAGUGACUCACGUCGAGGGCAACGUGGACCCUGUGCGGGACAUGAAGAUCAUCCAGGAAGAGCUGCGUCUUAAGGACAUUGAACGCGUCAAGAAGGAAUCGUUGGGUGUCAAAAAGCUUGCGGAGCGUGGUGUUGGUGGCAAGGAAAAGAAGCUUGAGUACGAGGCUUUGUGCAAGAUUCUGGAGUGGCUUGAGUCCGGCAAGGACGUCUCUUUCGGCACAUGGACCGCCCAGGAGGUAGAUAUCCUGAAUUCUAUGCAGUUGUUGACGGCUAAGCCUGUUGUCUAUCUCAUCAACGUGAGCAAGCGCGACUACCUGCGCAAGGGUAACAAAUACUUGCCCAAGAUUGCUGAGUACGUCAAGGAGCGCGGUGGCAACGAGCCCGUGCUUCCUCUUAGUUGUGAGUUUGAGCUCGAGCUGCUGGACCUCGAGGCUGCUGGCCAGCUCGAGACGUACUUCAAGGAGAACCCGACACACAAGUCGGUCCUCAAUCGCGUGCUCCGUAUGGGAUACCAGGCUCUCAGUCUGAUCCACUUCUUUACGGCUGGUAAGGACGAAGUGCGUGGAUGGACUAUCCGUAAAGGACGAAUGGCACCCCAGGCUGCUGGUGUGAUCCAUACAGAUUUUGAAAAGGGCUUCAUCAUGGCCGAAGUCCAGGCUUUUGCUGAUCUGAAAGAGCUGGGCACGGAAGAGGCUGUCAAGAAGGCUGGCAAGCUCAAACAGCAGGGCAAGAAGUACGAGGUGCAAGACGGCGACAUUAUUUUCUUCAAGUUCAACAACUAG